GGUGACGUCAGACCGGUCGAGAGACGAGCUCGGGCUCGGUGCUGCUGCGGCGCGCGCUCGAGACCCCCGCUAACCGAGCGCACACGCGCAACUGUCACCAUGAUCAGCCUUAUAUGGGGUGGAUCUUAAAUCAUAACUGCAAGAUGAAGACGGCAUCAUCAUAGAGAGCGCAGCAUCAUAUACUUAAUUCCUCGGGAUCCUGAAGCCUUCACGCCGCACAAUACUACACUCCGGCACGGCCAGACUGCCUGCAGCUGCCAGGCGGGUAGGCGGAGGCUGGAAGGGGGAACACAUCUAUUUUCUGCUAAUAAUUAUAAGUAAUAAAAUGAAGCGGAGAAAGAUGGUGGUGGCGGUGGGCUUCUGCGUCUCCUUUCUCCUGGGCACGCUGAUGAAUUUAUUGUUCAUUCCGGGAUUCGAGCACCACGGCGAGCGGGUGCACCGCCACCACCACCACGAGAAACAGCAGCCCUAUACAGACGCUCCUGCCCGGCUUCAGAUCGACGACUUGCCGCCGGUAAAACCGGCCACUGUUGGGCGACUCUCGGAGCUCCAGCGGCAAAUACGCGAGCGACUGGACGAAGUUUUGCGGUACCGACGGGCGCACUGGCUCGGCACCGGACCUCUGGAACGCCGGCGACUAAUGGAUCUGGAGCAACGCAGCGAGUGGGAAUCAUACAAAGGAAUUGAGAAAAUUAAUCAUUACGAUCCAUCGCGAUCGACUCCCGCAGUAUCCAUAGCAACAAAAUCGCACCGGGAGAUUACGCGCGAGUCGGUGCUCGGCUGCGCCAGUAUCGAUAACGUUACCAAUGUCCAGUAUUUGGGUUCGGGAUACACAAAGGCGGUUUACAAGGCGGCUUUGAACAGCAGCUUCUCCGUCGCGUUAAAAUCUGUGGAUUUUGGGGGUCACGACAUGGAGAAUUGUGUGAAGAAAUACGCGUCGUCUGCAGACUGUUACAAACUCGCAUCCUUCAAAAUUAUCAAGGAAAUGACGCUGAUGGAGAGACUGCAGCACCCCAACAUUCUCAAGCUUUACGGCUCCUGCUAUCAGGACAGUAAUGAUAUAAAGGAGACGGUGACGGCAAUCACGGAGCUCGGCAGUCCUCUGGAGAUGAUCCAGCUUCUGCAGACACCCUGGGAGGAGAGAUUCAGAAUCUGCUUGAGUCUGAUGCGGCUGCUGCAUUACCUGGCUCACUCUCCGCUGGGCUCCGUCACUCUGCUUGACUUCAGACCGCGACAGUUCGUUCUGGUGGACGGAGUGUUGAAGGUGACCGACCUGGACGACGCCAGCGUGGAGGAGACGCCUUGCUCUCCAUCUGCUCCUCAAGACUGUCUGAUGGAGUUCCCCGCCCGUAACUUCACCCUGCCCUGCCACAAGGGCCGCUGUCAGGGCAUCAACCAAAAGAGAAACCUCUACAAUGCUUACAGAUUCUUCUUCACCUACUUGUUACCUCACAGUGCUCCCUCAGCCCUCAGACCUCUUCUGGAUAUAAUCGUCAAUUCUACAGGAGAGCUGAUGUGGGGCACUGACGAAACUUUGGUUCAGCUGGAAAAAGUGCUGGAUAUCUACAGGAACGGACAUUACCUCAAGAAUAACACACGCACGCAUAAAACAGAGUAUAAACGUGUGUUGGACACCUCAAUAUCAGCAGAGAACUACCGCUGCUGGCCGUCAUAUCAGCAUGACGGAUGCCUGCUGUCGGUCUACAGCGUGGAUGAAGCCGUUGACGUGUGUGAGAGUCACGUACAGUGCCGGGCCUUCGUCAUGACCAAUCACACCACAUGGACAGGUCAUCAGUUGGUGCUCUUUAAAACCGGUGCUUCCAGCUUGAGCGCGGCUCCAGGUAAACUCUCAUACGUGCGGCUGGGGCAAACUGAGAGCUGAGAGAGAGACAAAACAGUGGUCACACGUUAUCCAGAUCUUCUGAUGCUCUUCUUCUUCCUGGACGCCAACUAUUCUGAAGCGCAGGAUUUGGGGAGGACUAUCAGCAUUCAGGAAGCAAGAACAGGGAAUGUGUUUGUGUGUCUGGCAGAGACGCAGAGAGGCUGUUUGCGCACUGCAAAUAAAGGCAGUGUUUGUUGUGUUUUUGGUUCAAAUAUCUAAAAAUCAAGAAGAAUUCCCUGGACAAGUAAAAGAUAUUGUUUUGUCUUUAUAUUCAAAAUGAAAGAGCACAAGUAAACUUACCCUCAACACUGUUAGUGAGUAGGGGAGCGCGGGACACAAAGUAACGAAGGGUUAAAUGUAACAGAGUUUUAAGGUAUUUGCUCAGGGUUAACCGUGGCAUGCUUCAGAGGUUUUCACCACAGUGUCGGCAGAUGUCUUCCUGCCAAUAAUUAAAAAGUUCGCGAAAUUUGGAUGAGAAACAUAGGAGAAACCAUUUUUACAGCAUAAAAGUAUUUAUUAUUAUAGUCAAUGUUUUUUUAUUUUUAAAAAAUCAGUGAAAGUAUGAACAUGAAAUCUUAUAUUGCUGUGAUCACCCAACACAAUCUCACGGCAAUUCGUAACUUUUUGAUUUAGUGGCUAAUUCGUAUGAAUUUGUACGAUCUAAUUCGUACAUUUUCGUACGAUUUGCUCAUCCCCCAAUGACGGUUGGGUUUAGGGGUGGGGUUAGGUGCCACGCCUCCUUUUUAAAAUCGUACAAUUUCGUACGACUGAACUCGUACAAAUUCUACAAAUUAGCCACUAAACUGACACAACGUAAAAUACUUACGUUUUCUCGUGAGAUUAGCCUGGAUAACCGUCUUCUAGGAUAAAAGAUUAAACCAUUUUGAAAGAUGUUAAAAAACACACAGUGACUGCCAGCUGAGUUUAAAAAAAAAACACGACACAGCGGGGCUAGUUGUAACAGGGUGUUAAGAAUAAGCCACACAAUGUUAAACACCAAUUAAACUAACAUUAAUUUUUUAAUUUUGAGUGUGAUGUUGAGAACUUUUUAAAUAAAAUGAUUUUUUUUUGAUAGACAAAAAAUAUUUUAUGACUAAUACUACAAGUAAAUGCAUUGCAUAAUAAUGGAUAAUAAUCCAAAUAAAUCCAAAUGUGUUUACCCAAUAAAUAAAUAAACAUACUGUGCUAUGUAGAAUAAAAAAUUAAUUGAGAAGAGAAAAUAUAGCGUAAUUUAAAGUAAACUAAAUUUAAAUUAACUAUGUGUAGUCUGCCUUUUUAAGCAUGUGUUACAACUAACCCUCUGUUACAACUUGCCCCGCAGGUGGAAUAAAUAAAAAAAUUUUUACACCUGGCACUUUUGGCAACACUUGCACAGAAACCAUAGGUCCGGCGAUCAUAUUUUCAGUGCUCAUUUGUAGGAGGCUUGUGUUUUGAUAGUAAAAAACAAAUGAUUUGUCUAACCCCAAUACUUUGUUUAUUAUUUGACCAAAACCAAAAAGCGUUACUCUGUGCCCAGCUCUCCCCUACUGUCUUUUCUUUAUUACAAAUGUUAUAAAAAUAUUUUACACUUGUAAAACUCAUUCUUGAGGUGCAGCUGAUCACAGAGAGCUGAACAGAUCUUUAAAUCCCAGUUUCCUUGCAAAUCCUGUUCUGUGGACAUGUUUAUACGUGUUACUAUGGAAGCAUGUUAAUACGUGGCUGUCAAUCAAUUCGGUGGGCGGGGAAAACCGCACUCUUACAUCAUAUUGUAGUGGGCCUCAAAAUAACUGGGAUUUGGAACCUAUUAUAACAUCAGGAAUUAUUAAAAAAAGAUGUAUUGUGUUUCUAUCACUUCAAUAUGACUGUAGACACACUAUACCUACACACAGUUCUGUCCAAGCAGCUUUUAAAAGUUGAUUUUUCAUCAUAGGUGCCCUUUAAGUGACUUUUUUUUCUUUAAAUCAAGCUGUAUUAUCUGCCAGUAGGGUAAAUAAAAUCAAAUUACUUCCAACUGAAAACUAGAUUUCCCCACUGGCUAAUUAUCUAGCUCAUGGGUCGCCAAACUUGUUCCUGGAGGGCCGGUGCCCUACAGAUUUUAGCUCCAACUCUAAUCAAAGACACCUGAACAAGCUAAUUAAGGUCUUACAAGGUAUACUUGAAACAUCCAGGUUGGUGUUUUAAGGCAAGUUGGAGCUAAACUCUGCAGGGACACCGGCCCUCCAGGACCGAGAUUGGUGACCUCUGAUCUAGCUUGUUUGAACUCAUUUUGACUUCUUAUUACUCAAAACAAAACAAUAAUUUUACUAGUCUAGAAAAUGCUUCUUGAUUUAAGAAUUUUAAGAAACAAGACUAAGAAAACAUUUUUUGCAGUGUGCUUGUCAUGACAACACGUGUGUGUUCAAUGAGAUCUCCUGUCAAUGUCUCUUUCAUUCUCUUUGCCCACACCGAACUCUCUUUUAUCAGCACUUUUUCACCAUGUGUAACAGGGUUUAUUUGUUGAGCUUUUAAAAGCAUUCACUUUGAUUCUCGAAAUCUUUUCAAAUAUUUGCUCACGUAAAACAAAUCUUUCUAGCAAUCAAUGUCUAAAUGUUCAACUAGACCAGCCUAAACAAGUCAUUUAAUAGUUUAAGGGAUGAAAACUCCUGCUUUAAGUUCUGAAAUCAUCAUUCAAGUCAAGAUUGAAGAUCGAAUCAGGAAAUUCAUAUCAUGAUUCUUUGUCCUUGUGAUUAAACCUCUAUUUCAUGUUUAGUUUGAUUAUUUUUCAGUGGGAGAAUGUGUUGAGGGGUCAGUUUUGGUUGGUCUGGUGGUGGUUUAUCAGCCAACCUCCUUGUGCUGUGAUAACGUUUCCCAAGGAAAUGUAUGUCUAUUACUUGACUGGUGAAGGAGUUGAAGAGGUUUCUGCUUUCAGCGAAAGCACUGAAAUGUACAUCUAUGUGUAUUUUUUAAUGAAUUGUGUUGUAUAUGA
This is a messenger RNA of Danio aesculapii, 4826 nucleotides long. RefSeq names its product protein kinase domain containing, cytoplasmic a (gene pkdcca). Gene Ontology annotation, molecular function: ATP binding; non-membrane spanning protein tyrosine kinase activity. The transcript has 7 exons. Lineage: Eukaryota; Metazoa; Chordata; Actinopteri; Cypriniformes; Danionidae. The record is from RefSeq and is a predicted model, not a curated record. Gene Ontology annotation, biological process: protein phosphorylation. Bases 326 to 1882 code for a protein of 518 amino acids.